This is a messenger RNA of Paramecium octaurelia, 629 nucleotides long. NCBI's taxonomy places the organism in Eukaryota, Ciliophora, Oligohymenophorea, Peniculida, Parameciidae. The record is from the annotation of a GenBank genome assembly.
UAAGAUGAAUCAAUUGAGAAAUUAGAGAGGUACAGACACAGAUGAAGUAUACAUUGAUCCAGAGAGAGGAAUUGCUAUUAACGCUCGAUAGAUGACCACUGAAUAGCAUUUCAAAUAUUACAAAUCCUCAUUCAGCACUAUGAGACCUGAUUUGACUGAAUAUGAGUAUGAAGCAUUUGCCAAGAGAUUACGAGUGGGUAUUUGAGAAUUUAUAAUAAAGGUGAGUCGUUCUUGAAUCACAUGAGAGUGUUUCUCAAUCAUGAAUCAGGUAGGAUUACAAAUCUUUAUCAUGUAAGUGCUAGAAUGGACAAAGCUCUGGUAUAUGAUGCAUUACUAUAAUCAAGAACUAUUAACAAUAAUACUUCCAUUUGCGUCCUCCUUUUAUUUUGGGCCACAGAUCAAAUGCAAAUAGAAAUUGGGCUGAUGCAUCAAAAGUUGUGAAUUAUGUUGAGAAGCAAUUAUUAAAAAUUACAAAAUACGGUAACUAUGUCCAAUCUAAGGUCCUAGGCUUGGAUUAUCCUAAUUAUUAUGCACCAGCAACGUCACAAGAAUUGAAACAGAGAGAAGAUGAGAUUUAUGAGAGAUUCGUCAGGGAAAUGAGAAAACCUCCUAUCGUUGCAGCGUAAUGA